CAUCUCGGAGAUGAGUAGAACGGAUAGGGCGAAAAAGUGAACAUUUGCGUUUGAAACCAGCAGUGGUUUAGCUGCCGCUCACCUGCGAGGUGUUUUCCCCUUGCAUGGGUAAUGAAAGGCUGAAUCAACGUGGAGCUUGUUUGCUAAGAAAUGAAGGUAUAUGUUGCUUUAAGGUAACACCCGGGGGUUUGCCCCUUCAGGGCCUCCUGUGUUCCUGCAGCAGGUGCAAUUCGGCACAGGUUUAUGUGGGACGGUCCCGAGGAGGAGCGGGAGCCCGUGGUGAGGCUGACCCGCCGCGCACCCCGGACAGACAACAGGUCCCGCGGUGCUGAGUCCCCGCCUGAAACUUUGCACGCCGAAUUCUGACGGAUGGUAGCCGAGACAUUGAUCCUCCCUGGAAAAAGGCCUACAGGUGGCAACUGGGGAGCAUGGGCUUCUCACCCACUGCAGCACCACAAGUAACGUGCUGAGCAAUGUGGAGAGGGAUCUGCUCCGUGGAUAAUGCCUCCGGUGGUUCUGCACAGACGUAGAAUAAGGUCCAGCAGGAAGCAAGACUGAGGGAGCUGGAGAAGAAGGUUGCUCAGAGAAGGACAAGGGAUACAGUACGUUCAGCUGGGGGGGUUUGUCGGGAGCCGCGUACGCCCAGGAUGGAAAGGAUGAUGGGAACGUAAUUCAGUGGAUACCUUUGGAGCAGCAGUCGCUCUCUGGGCUGACAGAGGGACCAGAAAAAAUGGCUCUCUCUGUGUGACGCUGCAGCAACUCUGUGGAGUAUGAAGAAGGCUCAGAAGUCCAUAUCUGCCUGGAGUGAAGUGUGACAGAAAAUGGUCCAGCAGCUUUGUCUCUGGCAAUGGCUCUCCGUGGGGACUGCACUCACUGCUGUCCUGGCAGCUGCUCUGGCCCAGAAUGAUGAAGAUUGCAAGUUGGCCAGAACAGGUCCUCCAGCCACAAUAGUUCCCAUUGACGAGGAGAGUCGGAACGGCACUAUCCUGGUUGACAACAUGCUGAUCAAAGGGACAGCAGGAGGGCCUGACCCCACCAUUGAGCUCUCCUUGAAGGACAACGUGGAUUACUGGGUGAUCCUGGAUCCCAUCAAACAGACCCUGUACCUGAACAGCACCGGCCGGGUCCUGGACAGGGAUCCCCCGGUGUCCAUCCAGUCCAUCGUGGUGCAGGUGCAGUGUGUGAACAAGAAGGUUGGCACCAUCAUCAACCACGAGGUGCGGAUCGUGGUGAGGGACCGCAACGACAACUCCCCUCAGUUCCAGCAGCAGCGCUACUACGUGGCCGUGAACGAGUUAACUCCAGUUGGAACCACCAUCUUCACAGGAUUUUCUGGAAACAAUGGUGCUACUGACAUUGAUGAUGGUCCCAAUGGCCAGAUAGAAUAUGUCAUCCAGUACAAUCCUAAUGACAAGGCUUCCAACAGGACCUUUGAUAUUCCUCUCACUUUGUCCGGAGCAGUAGUUCUACGGGAAAGACUAAAUUAUGAAGAAAAGACUCGUUAUUUUGUCAUUGUUCAAGCAAAUGACCGAGCCCAAAAUCUGAAUGAGAGAAGGACAAGUACAACCACCCUGACAGUGGAUGUGCUGGAUGGGGACGAUUUGGGACCAAUGUUUCUCCCCUGUGUCCUGGUGAACAACACCCGUGACUGCAGACCCCUCACCUACCAAGCCAGCCUGCCUGAACUCACUGAUCCUGCACGUGUGAAUCCCAUCAGUGUCACUCCACCCAUCCAAGCCAUAGAUCAGGACCGGAACAUCCAACCUCCUUCCGAUCGACCGGGCAUCCUCUAUUCCAUCCUAGUGGGUACCCCUGAGGAUUAUCCACAGUAUUUCCAUAUGAAUCUCACAACAGCUGAACUGACACUCCUCAAGCCAAUAAAUAGGGAUUUACACCAGAAGUUUGACUUGGUUAUUAAGGCUGAACAAGACAAUGGCCACCCCCUUCCUGCCUUUGCCAACCUGCACAUCGAGGUCCUCGAUGAGAACAACCAGAAGCCUUAUUUCACCAGAUCCACCUACGAGGGCUUCAUCCUGGAAUCCUCCCCGGUGGGAACCACCAUCUCAGAUAACCAGAACCUCACUUCUCCACUGCAGGUCGUGGUGCUGGACAACGACGUGGAGGAGACCAAGGAUCCCCAGCUCCAUCUCUUCCUGAACGAUUACAGCACGUUCUUCACUGUGACUCAGAGUGGCAUCACCCGCUACCUCACCCUGCUGCAGCCCCUGGACAGAGAAACCCAGCAGCUCUACACCUUCUCGAUGACAGCUUCUGAUGGAGUCCAGGAGAGUGUCCCAGUGACUGUCAAUAUCCUGGUGAUCGAUGCAAAUGAUAAUUCCCCCACCUUCUCCAACAUCUCUUACAAUGUCAAGAUUUAUACGGAUAUGAGGCCUGGGGAAGGUGUUAUAAAGCUCACAGCUGUAGAUGCGGACGAGGGACCCAAUGGCCAGAUAGUGUAUGAAAUUUUGGCUGGGGAUCAGGGAGACUUCAGCAUCAAUGAGCGAACAGGCCUUGUCACCAUCGCUCCAGGAGUGGUGCUGGCAGUGGGGCGAUCCUACGCUCUCACUGUCAAAGCCUCUGACAGUGCUCCUCCUGCACAGAGAAGGAGCUCCAUCACCACUGUUUACAUCGAGGUCCUGCCACCCAACAACCAGAGCCCUCCCCGCUUUCCCCAGCUGAUGUACAGCCUGGAAGUGAGUGAGGCCAUGAGGAUCGGAGCUGUUCUGUUAAACCUGCAGGCUUUUGAUAGGGAGGGUGACCCCAUAAGAUACCUCAUUCAGAAUGGAGAUCCUCAACAAGUUUUUAAUCUCUCUCAAAGUUCUGGGCUUCUGGCCCUGGGAAAACCCUUGGACAGGGAAAGCACCGACCGCUACAUCCUGAUUGUCACGGCCUCGGACGGCAGACCCGACGGGACCUCAACUGCUACUGUCAAUAUAGUGGUGACAGAUGUGAAUGACAACGGACCAGUUUUUGACAUGUUUCUACCCAAAAACCUCUCUGUGCAGGAGGAGGAAGCCAAUGCUUUUGUUGGUCAAGUUAGGGCUACAGAUGCAGAUGCUGGAGUCAAUGGGCAGGUCCAUUACAGCCUGGCAAACUUCAACAACCUGUUCAGGAUCACGUCCAAUGGCAGCAUUUACACAGCAGUGAAGCUCAACAGAGAAGUGAGGGACUACUACGAGCUCAUCGUUGAGGCCACAGACGGAGCUGCGGAUCCCCGUCGCUCCACGCUCACCUUGGCCAUCAAGGUGCUGGAUAUUGAUGACAACAGUCCUGUGUUUACCAACGCUUCCUACACCGUCUACGUGCCAGAAAAUCUACCCCCAGGCACUGUCUUCCUGAAGAUAGAGGCGAAGGAUGUUGAUCUGGGCUCGGACGUGAACUAUCGGAUCCGCACGGAGGAGGCACGACAGUAUUUUGCACUGAACAGGCACACGGGCGAGUUGUCCCUGCUGAAAUCCUUGGAUUAUGAGUCAUUCUCUGACACAGAAGCCACCUUCACCUUCCUGGUGGAAGCCUUCGACAGCAAGGGCACGAUGCCUCCUGGGCUGGCCACCGUCACCGUGAGGGUCAAGGAUAUGAAUGAUUACUCACCAGUGUUCAGCCAGAAGCUCUACAGGGGGAUGGUUGCUCCCGAUGCCAUCAAGGGCACCGUUAUCACCACGGUUUCAGCUGAGGAUCAGGAUCCCCCGGGCACACCAGCGAGUCGGGUCCGGUACAAAGUGGAUGUUGUCCAAUUCCCUUACAGUGCCAGCAUUUUUGACGUGGAGGAAAACUCAGGACGUGUCGUGACCCGAGUGAACCUCAAUGAGGAGCCCAGCACAGUGUUCAAGCUGGUGGUCAUUGCAUAUGAUGACGGGGACCCGGUGAAGUUCAACACCACGACGGUAGAAAUUGCUGUGCUGCAGCCCUCGGUCAUCCCACGCUUCACACAGGAUGAAUACAGACCCCCCCCAGUGAGUGAAAGUGCCCCCAAAGGAACCGUGGUCGCCGUUGUCACCGCGGCCGCCCUGAACCAGACAGUCGUGUAUUCCAUUGUUUCAGGGAAUGAAGAGGAUGUGUUUGCCAUCAACAACAGAACGGGCGUGAUCUCCAUUAAGAAGGCUCUGGAUUAUGAAAGUGUGACGAGUUACGAGCUCCGGGUCCAGGCAGAUUCCUUGCAAGUGGUGAGAUCCAACCUGCGGGUCCCUUCCAAGAGUAACACAGCCAAGGUGUUUAUCGAGGUGAAGGAUGAAAAUGACCACGUGCCUGUGUUCACCAAAAAAAUGUACAUUGGAGGGGUGUCUGAAGAUGCCAAAAUGUUUUCUUCUGUGCUUAAAGUUAAGGCUGAUGAUAAAGACACUGGGAAUUACAGUGCCAUGCAGUACAGACUCAUCAUUCCCCCCAUCAAGGAUGGCAAAGAAGGUUUUGUGAUUGAAGCUUACACAGGGCUGAUCAAAACUGCAAUGCUCUUCAAAAACAUGAGGAGAUCCUAUUUCAAGUUCCAGGUCAUUGCCACUGACAAUUAUGGAAAAGGACUGAGCAGCAAAGCAGAAGUGCUUGUCUCUGUGGUCAAUCAGUUGGAUAUGCAGGUCAUCGUCUCCAACGUUCCUCCCACCCUCGUGGAGCAAAACAAAGAUCAACUCAUAGGGAUUUUGGAACGCUACAUCCAGGACCAGAUUCCCGGGGCGACGGUGGUGGUGGAGUCCAUCGGGGCCCGGAGGUUUGGGGACGGGUUCUCCGAAGAGGAUUACACCAAGUCCGACCUCAUGGUCUACGCCAUCGACCCGCAGACCAACAGGGCCAUCAUGAGGAACGAACUGUUUAAGUUCCUGGAUGGCAAACUGCUGGAUAUCAACAAGGAGUUCCAGCCCUACCUGGGGCAGGGCGGGCGAAUCCUGGAGAUCCGCACGCCGGACGUGGUGGCCAACGUGAAGAAGCAGGCGCAGGCCGUGGGCUACACGGAGGGAGCGCUGCUGGCCCUGGCUGUGAUCAUCAUCCUGUGCUGCCUGCCAGCCAUCCUCAUCGUCAUGGUCAGCUACAGGCAGAGGCAGGCUGAGUGUGCCAAGACUGCCAGGAUCCAGAUGGCUUUGCCAGCAGGGAAACCAGCCAGUGCCGCUGCCAACAACCUGUACGAGGAGCUUGGAGACAGCACCAUGCGAGGAUAUGCACAGCAAGAGCAACAGCAGUUGCUGAGACCUUCUCUUCUCAGACCAGAGGAGCUGAGUAUGGAGUCUGGAAUUGAUCCAGGGCAGGAAUACUAUGGGCAAGAUUACUACAGUUAUGAGCAUGGGUACGAGCUGCCGCAGUACGGGAGCCGCCGCCGGCUGCUGUCCCCGGCGGGGAUGUACGACGAGUACGGGGAGGUGGUGGUGGAGAGCGACGGCGGCUACUACUACAGUCCCCAUGGACCCACAGCUGAAGAGGGGAUGAGUCAAGUAAGAGGUGCUCCGAGCAGAGGGAUAAGCCAGGCAGCAGGGGCUCAAAUAGCAGCUAGACCUUUAGGUGGUGGGAUGGACCCAAGGCGUGGUCCUGGACCGUACAGGACCAGCCAGGGCAAAAGGAGACUGAAAGCAGUGAUGCAUGUGAGUCGUGUAGCAGUCAGUGCUCACAAACCGGUGGGAAGAGCCGAGUCCGCUCGUUCCCGAUGGAAGAAAGCAAAGAUAUUCCCGAUGAUCCUGCAGAAAGUGAAGGGCAGUAGGAAAGAUUCCAGCUAUGCCAAGCUGAUGUCGGCUCGCCAAGCAGACGGAGACAAAAGCAUGAUCAUCAGGGGAAGCUACUUCCAGAAAUCCACAGAUGACAGACCUUCCAUGAGGAAACUAAAUCAUGUGUUAAAGCGCAUCAGCGUCUCCAGGAAACUUCAGGAGCCCCUUGGCAAGGAUUUGGCACGUAGAGAGGAGGAGUCUGAAAGAGAGGAAGCAAAAUCAGGAGUUUCAAUAAGUAUCACAGCAGAGAGUGAGCAGGAGGACAGUGACUAUGAGAAGAAGAAGAAGAGAAGGAGACACACCUCAGAUGAGUCAUCUGAGAAGAGCAGCAGCUCCGGCUCGGAGUCGGAAGACAAAGACUACUUGAAAAUAACUCUGGACCAAGAUGAAGCCACAGAAAGCACCGUGGACUCGGAUGAAGAAACUGGGCAGGAUUUGGGGGAUUCUGAGGACGACUCUGAGUCCAGCUCCAGCAGUGAAUCGGAGGAGGACUCAUCUGAAGAGGACGAUGACGAGGAAGACUCGGACAGCGAUGAGGAUAGUAGCCUGUCAAAGAGCUCAUCCACACGAAGUUCCUACAGCAGAUCAGGGACCAGCGAGUCCAGCAGCAUCAGAAGCACUGAUAUGUCCAGUAUCAAAAGCAGGGGAAGGAGCUCUCAUGGCAGAGCAAGACGCUCCAGCCAGAAAUCCAGCGGCUCUACUGCAUCAGGCAGUGACAGGGACACGAGCUACAGGAAAACUUCAGGAUCCAGCUACAAGAGCAAAACCUCCUCCGCCAGCGUCGGGAUAGAAGACACCAUAGAAGAGGUGUCAGAAGAAGAGGAAGAAGCAGAUGAGACAGCAGAUAGUGCAAGCAAGGCAGCUUCUAAAACAUCUGCAAAACCUGGAGAGGGCAAGAAAGGGAAAUCAGCUGUCAGUGGUGAGGAGAGCGAGGAGGAGAGCGCAGAAGAGGCUGACACAGAUGGUAGUGACAGGGAGGAAACUCUCAGUAAGAACGAAUCUUCUGGCCUAGAAAGUGAAAUCAGUGGGAUUUCCAAAGGUCCCAAUGUGAAAAGAGUGAAAAAGGGAAAAAAGGUGUCCCAGGAACAGAGUCAGUCUCAGUCAGGUGAGAGCCUGGAGACUGGAUGGGCCAAAAAGAAAAGGAUCAAGUUGAUAGUGGACCCGGAGUACGAGACCAGCUCCACGGGAGAGGACAGCGCUCCCGACUCGGGCCAGAGGAACCGGCUCAGCAACCCCAGCGUGCAGCCCAACGUCAACGGGAACAUCUACAUCGCCCAGAACGGCUCCGUGGUCAGGACCCGGCGCGUCUGCCUCGGCAAUAACUUAAAAGCCACGUCUCCGGCGAGGCUGGGGAAACAGUUCAAGAAACUGGACAAGCUGGCGGUGACGCACGAGGAGAGCGUCCCACUGAACACGUUGUCAAAGGGACCUGCUCCCAGUGACAAAAUGAACACAAGACCUUGCAGUGUCUCCUUUGCUGCCUCUACUAUAGGGGCCGAAAAUAUAGUAACAAAGCCCGGGGGGUCCAAAAUGAAAAGCACAGAAGAGCAGGAAUCAGUUGUUGACCACGAGGAUGUCAAAGAGCCCUUGGAGUCGCACAGUGAACACACACAGUCAGACGAGGAGGAGCUCUGGAUGGGCCCUUGGAACAACCUUCACAUACCAAUGACGAAACUGUGAUUUUAGUUCCUUUUUUUAUUUUCAUUUUUACUUCGGUUUAUAAUAAACUGCGCUUUUUAUUGUCACCCAGGGGAGAUGUCCGAGGUUUGUGUUGUGCACAUCCGUUGUCUACAAACGGCACGCUUUAAACUCUCCAAACACAAUUUGCACUCACAUUUGUACCGAAUAAUUGUCCUCCCCACCAACUCUUUUGACAGGCUCCCAUUUCACUAAACAAUCCUUGGUUUAAAUUAAUGAGUUCUUUUGGAUCCGGAUUUCUUGUUUUAAUAAACAGUAAACUACUAAUAAAUGCACAGCACCAUUUGGUUCACUUUUCAGACAGUUCUAUACCUGCCUAGCUUGUUUUUCUGUAUGGUACUUGUGGCUAUACUGUUUAGAUUUGGAAAUUGUCUAUUUAUGUUCGAGAUUUAUUAUCCAGAGCUCUGCACUCUGAACUCAGAGUAAUAAAUUAAAAAUAAAUCCAUGAAAGUCAA
Messenger RNA from Pipra filicauda (Wire-tailed manakin), 7834 nucleotides. RefSeq names its product protocadherin related 15 (gene PCDH15). Gene Ontology annotation, biological process: adherens junction organization; multicellular organism development; homophilic cell-cell adhesion. The transcript has 40 exons. Lineage: Eukaryota; Metazoa; Chordata; Aves; Passeriformes; Pipridae. Bases 822 to 7361 code for a protein of 2179 amino acids. Gene Ontology annotation, molecular function: cadherin binding; calcium ion binding. Gene Ontology annotation, cellular component: plasma membrane; catenin complex; stereocilium. The record is from RefSeq and is a predicted model, not a curated record.